Penaeus chinensis is the source of this 1308-nucleotide messenger RNA. Its product is annotated as oplophorus-luciferin 2-monooxygenase non-catalytic subunit-like. The coding region runs from base 1 to 1308 and encodes 435 amino acids. The record is from RefSeq and is a predicted model, not a curated record. NCBI's taxonomy places the organism in Eukaryota, Metazoa, Arthropoda, Malacostraca, Decapoda, Penaeidae. Gene Ontology annotation, cellular component: plasma membrane. The transcript is spliced from 5 exons. Gene Ontology annotation, molecular function: protein binding.
AUGUUUCGAAGAACGGUUCCGAAGCGGCUGCCCAUCACCAUCGUUAAGCUCCCGAUGCCUGUCAGACCACAAGCUAGUUAUGGUAAGCAGUGCGCCAGACUCUCCCGUUCCCGCAAGGUCUUCCAUCAACAAAAGACUGUUUCUGCUGUGUCGAGGAGAGAGGAGCGUGCCCUUCCGUGUCCUUCCGACGUCGACGUGGCGCCCUGCGUGUGUUCCUUCGACGGCGCAUCCCUCGACCUCGACUGCAGUUCGGUGAAGGACCUGGACGACCUGGCGAGGGUGUUCCAGGCGGAGUUCCCCUUCCCGUCGUUCACGUCCCUCGCCAUCGCCGACAACCCACAGCUCGUGGGAGAGCUUCCAGGAGGGAUCUUCGGCCCCGUGACGUUCCAGAACAUCACCCUCGUGCGCACGAACCUCAGCGCCGUCUCCGACACUGCCUUCACGAGCUCGGCCUCCAGACUGCAGGUCCUCGACCUCGGGUCCAACGCCCUCACGAGCUUUCCCUUCGCGACGCUGGGAAACUACUUCCUCCUGCAGCACCUCGACCUAAAGAGAAAUAAGCUUGGCAGGAUUUCGGACUUGGAGAGCUCAAGCUUGGAAUUCUUGAAACUCGACAGCAAUCCUUUGCUUGAAUUAACCGCUAAUACUUUUGCAGACGCGCGCUAUCUCAGAGCACUCUAUCUGAACGACGCCAGCCUCAAGGAAGUCCCCGUAGGUCUGUUCGACGGCCUAAACCACCUGCAGGAGCUAUACCUGAUGGGUAAUCAGAUCCAGACCCUCAGUAGCGGUACAUUUAACCUUAACAGCAAAAGUCUGAUCAUCCUGGCCCUUGCUGGAAAUGCCAUCAGUCAGGUGGAACAAAAUGCUUUCGGUACAAGCCUCUCGAACACUGUUAUUUUAGACUUCCGUGCUAACUCUCUGACGGAUCUUCCCGAGUCCGUCUGGCGGCCUCUGAUCGCGGUCUUGGGACCUGAUUCCCUUCACAUCGACGGCAACAGUUUGACAUGUGGAUGCGACCUGUGCUGGUUGAUGCAAGACGCCACGCUACUCAGCCAUACUACAGGCGGCAAGUGCAGCUCUGGAGAAUAUCUUGAGGACGUCAGUACGGACUAUUGUGAUUUCUUCUGUUUUAGGAAUUCUGAAUCACAUUAUCACCAAGAUGCGCCCGGUGUCUUAAAGAAUCGGGGCCGACAUAUUAGCCUUCUAAUAAGACGGAGGCGGUUCUGUGUGGACUCCACCGCGGACGAGACCAGCAUGACUUGGAAUCUCUACGAAGUUCUGGGUUUAAAAUGUCUGAGUGUCCCCUAA